ACUUUCUCUUUCCGCCUGAUAGGGGGCGGCUGCCCGCCCGUCCGCAGCCACGGCGCCCGGCCGCUGGCCGGCCUCCGCCGAAGCCCUCGCCUCUUCUCCCCCCGCCCGGCCCUCUCGGCUCCUCCUCUCGCCUCCAACCAGCCGCGACCGCCGCGUGUCUCAUUCAUCCGCAGUGCCAGAGAGGGACGUUCGCCGUGCGGCCGGGCUCGUUCGCGGAAGCUGCCUGGAAGCCCCGGCUGAGGGCGAGAGGCUGGCCGCCGCCGCCGCCUCCUUUGAGGCGAAGAUGUCGAGCUGAACACAGGAGGAGGAGGAGGAGGGAAGGGGCUCCCGCCGGCGGCCGCGCCAUGUCCCUGCCUCCUAUCGCGCCACCACCUGCUGCCGCCCCCCGACUCCAGCUCCGGAACGCGCAGCAGCCGAGCCCGGGCGCUCCCAAAAAGGCGCCGGCGCCCCCCCUCGCGCCAGCCAAGCCUCCUCGGAAAGGUCGCGGCGGCGGGGUCCCCGCGGAGCGCCCCGGCGGCGGCGGCGGCGCCUUCUCGAGCUCUUGGCCCAGCGCUUCUCUCCCGAGGCAGCUGCCGCGCAACAGAGGCGCCCCGCCGCCGGCCGCCAGGAACCCGCCCGCCACAGCCGCCCCGGCCGCGGGGGCGCCUCCGUCUCCGGCGUCGCGAGGCCGCUCGGUCGUGGGGCCGCCGGGCCCGGGCGCGCGCUCCUGCGAGAGCCUUUGCGCGGCGGGGCGCGGGGAGGCCGCGCUGCGCUUCUCGCUCAGCCUGCCUCCCGAGGCGAUCCGGGUGCUCCAGCGCCGGAGCCUGGAGAAGCAACAGCAGCGGCGGCCACGCGGGAGGACGCCCCGCUCCGCCUCCCCGGACGCCGCGAAGCGCCCCCUGGCUGGGUGCUCGGCCGGCGGCGGCGGCGGCGGGGACUUGCGCGCGCUGCUGCAGGUGUCGCUGCUCAACGAGCGCCACCGCUACGACGACGUGGAGUACGAGGAGGAGGCCGACGGCGAAGGGGCGGCCGGCGUCCCCGGAGCGUGCGCGGCCGACGAAGGGCUGGUGCGCAAGUGCACCGAGUGGCUCCGCGGUGUCGAGAGCGCCGCCGCCCGCGACCGCGCCGACAAGCUGGACACGCUGCCGCACUUGGGCACCCUGUGAGCGGACGGCCAGGGGCUCCCUCUCCCGGGCCCUCGGCCAAGAAGCAGGCAGACCCGAGCCCGCCGUUCUGUUCCUCAGGGUGGUGUCGUACUUGGUUCUUCGUCGCCAAAGGUCGCCUUCCCACAUCACCUGUUGUUGACUGUGAACGGAUUUCCUCCUCUGUCGGCAGAAAGCUCUUCCACCGGCCUGGCCUGUGACCGUGUGUGUGUUUUCUGAAAAAUAACAUAACA
Messenger RNA from Podarcis raffonei (Aeolian wall lizard), 1375 nucleotides. RefSeq names its product proline rich 18 (gene PRR18). The transcript has a single exon. The coding region runs from base 345 to 1145 and encodes 266 amino acids. The record is from RefSeq and is a predicted model, not a curated record. NCBI's taxonomy places the organism in Eukaryota, Metazoa, Chordata, Lepidosauria, Squamata, Lacertidae.